AUGGACUCCAACACAGCAAUUUCAGCGGAGAAAUUGCGCGCUGCGUUGUCGUAUAACCAAACGGAAGCUGCGGCGUGGGAUGUUCUUCAAGCCCUGUUCCAUUCCGAAUAUUUACUAAUCGCCGAGUACAUUGAGUGUACGCUGCCGAUGCUCUACGGAUUGUAUUUGCUAGUUCUUUCCCAACUACCUGCGGCACACUAUUAUCCUCAGACGGCAUUGCCAUUCGACAAGUUGAUCGGAUCUGUGAUCAACAUCGCCAUCUUUGCCUCGGUGGAAUUUGUUGGGUUUCUUGGUCUCCUCGCUCUUUUGCGCAAAACGCUUGGAAUUUCGCCACUGUAUCAACUUGCCUUCGUUUUGGAAACUCACGCUCAGACUGUCCAAGGGCAUCUACUGGUGUGGACCAUAUUUAUUUUACGACUACAGUUGAAGCACUACGGUAAGCGCAUCAUGUUCAUGCGAAUACCCCGCAUUCAGACCUAA
Phytophthora sojae is the source of this 480-nucleotide messenger RNA. RefSeq lists its product as hypothetical. The record is from RefSeq and is a predicted model, not a curated record. NCBI's taxonomy places the organism in Eukaryota, Oomycota, Peronosporomycetes, Peronosporales, Peronosporaceae. Bases 1 to 480 code for a protein of 159 amino acids. The transcript has a single exon.